Penicillium oxalicum is the source of this 1461-nucleotide messenger RNA. It is a transcript of the gene rpn8, whose product is annotated as proteasome regulatory particle lid subunit RPN8. Lineage: Eukaryota; Fungi; Ascomycota; Eurotiomycetes; Eurotiales; Aspergillaceae. The record is from RefSeq and is a predicted model, not a curated record. Gene Ontology annotation, cellular component: proteasome complex; proteasome regulatory particle. Gene Ontology annotation, biological process: proteasome-mediated ubiquitin-dependent protein catabolic process. The coding region runs from base 1 to 1461 and encodes 486 amino acids. Gene Ontology annotation, molecular function: metallopeptidase activity; protein binding. The transcript has 3 exons.
AUGGCCAAUUGUCAGUUGUAUGCAAAAGCUCCAAUCGGCUCAAAACUGGGAAAUGUGACCAAAUUCAGCCUGAGGCAGAAAUUCGUCUUGCAGUUGGACGAGACUCUCGGGCGUCCGACCAUCCCCAGGUACCACUUACAUAAGCCACUAUCCACCAGCCACCGGGCGGUCCCGUGGCUCAGGCAGUGUGGCACAUGCUGGAAGCUCUCCGAGCAUCAUCGUUCUUGUUUCCCCCAAAGCUGGAGUGAGCAGCAACUGUCAACCCUACCUGAAGCUUCAAUCUCCAUCAGCUUGACCCUCUGUCCUCACCCUUGGAGUACUUUUGGUGAAAUUCCCACGCAUUCACUGGACCCUCUCACUCUCCUCAUCACCUCGUCGCUUCCAUCACCAUGCCGGCCACAACGGCGGACACGCUAUCCCUCGUCAACCGCUCCGUCACGGUUGACAGUCCUCUCACGUCCGUUCUCUCACGUCGCGGACACUAGCACAGCCAAGGGCACUCGGAAACGUGUUGUUGGUGUAUUGCUGGGUGAGAACUCGGGCGACAAUGUGCGAGUGUCCAAUAGUUUCGCAGUACCCUUUGAGGAGGAUGAGAAGGACCCGUCGGUCUGGUUCUUGGAUCACAACUUUGUCGAGUCGAUGAGGGAUAUGUUCAAGAAGAUCAAUGCUCGAGAGAAGCUGGUUGGCUGGUAUCACUCUGGUCCGAAGCUGCGCGCUUCUGACCUGGAGAUUAACGAACUCUUCAAGAAAUAUACCCCCAACCCAUUGUUGGUGAUUGUCGACGUACAGCCCAAGGAGGUCGGCGUACCAACAGAUGCUUACUUUGCCGUGGACGAGAUUAAGGAUGACGGAACCACCACCUCAAGAACCUUUGUCCACACCCCAUCGAUAAUUGAGGCGGAAGAAGCCGAAGAGAUUGGUGUGGAACAUUUGCUCCGAGACAUCAGAGACGUUGCCGUCGGGACACUUUCCACUCGCAUCACUUCACAGCUGCAGUCCUUGCAGGGACUGCACCUCCGACUGCGCGAUAUCGGCCAAUAUCUCCAAAAGGUCCUCGACCACGAACUGCCCGUCAACCACGCCAUUUUGGGUAAUCUCCAGGAUGUCUUCAACCUCCUCCCCAACCUGUCCACUCCAUCCAACACACAACGGAUCAGUGGGCAGGAACCUGCGUCCGAGAACAGCGAACUGGCGCGGGCGAUGAGCGUCAAGACCAACGACCAGCUGAUGGCCAUCUACAUCAGCAGUCUAAUCCGCGCCAUCACCGCCUUCCAUGAUCUGAUUGAGAACAAGAUCCAGAACCGCCAACAGCAAGAGGAGAAUGACUCGAAGCGCGAGCAGGAGGCCAACGCUGCCAAGGGUGACAAGGAGGGCAAGGAAAGCAAGAAGGAGAAUAGUCCUUCGGGUGGCGAAUCCAAGGAGGAGCAGGAUACCUCGGACAAGAGCAAGAAGAAGAGCUAA